Molecule: messenger RNA, 1311 nt
Organism: Coniosporium apollinis CBS 100218
Lineage: Eukaryota; Fungi; Ascomycota; Dothideomycetes
Exons: 4
Coding region: 1-1311 (436 amino acids)
Source: RefSeq, a predicted model, not a curated record
AUGCGCACCUCCGACAUCGACGUCCUUUUAUCAUUUCCGCUACCCAACUAUGACAACCCGCAGACAAGAGGACCGGCGCUUGUGAUCGUUAAUUCUACCUUCAUCUCGUUCGUCGUCAUCGCCGUAGCAUUACGCGUAUACACGCGCCUCUAUAUCAAGCGCUGGUUUGGAUCCGAUGACUACCUCAUCUGUGCCGCUCUAGUAUCGACUGUCACCCUAACUAUCAUUGUCAUGCUUGCCAACACCCGUUACUACUGGGACAGACAUGUUUGGGACAUACCUUGGAACGCCGUACCGGGCACCCUCAAAGUUGCCUUCGCUGGUAAAAUGACUUUCAUCUUCGCCGCAACCUUUGUCCGCAUGUCCCUACUUCAGUUCUACUACCGUCUGACCCGGCAAUGUAAUAUUCGCUGGUCUAACUGGGCCUUACACCUUACGCACGCCUUCAACGCCUGCAUUUGCGUUGCCUUUGUCGCCCUCACCAUUUUCCAAUGCUACCCCGUCUCCGCGUACUGGGCCUUCCCGCUACAGAUGAAUAAAUGCUUGCCCGAGGGCCCAGUUACACUCGGCGCAGGAAUCGUCAACUGCGUGGCGGAUCUACUAGUGGCGAGCCUGCCGAUUCCAAUUGUGGCCCAAUUGCAGAUGCCUCAGAGGCAGCGGGUGGGCGUGGUGAUCCUACUAAGCUUAGGCUUUAUAGUGACGACGGCGGGAAUUGUAAGGACGUAUUUCAUCUGGAAGAGUUUGAUGAAUUCGUAUGAUGAAACGUGGUUUGCUUACCCGCUGUGGAUUGCUGCGGUGGUAGAAAUUGAUUUGGCCGUGAUUUGCGCCUGCGCCCCUGCCAUACGCCCACUCGUCACUAUAUAUGUGUCACCCAUAUUUUCCCGCUUCUCGACCCGCCUGUCGAAACGCCUCUACGCAAUCUUAUCCUCCGGCCAUGUAUCCUCUCCCGACGUACCUUCUCCCGAUGGGCCUUCUCCCCGCGUGUCCUCUUCCAGCGUAUCUUCUCCCAGCGUAUCAUCCGUCCGUCUGUCCUCUUUCCGGCCAAAGUCCUUCCGCUUAUCCUCCCUCCACCUAACUCCUUUUCGCCUCUCCCUGCACUCGCCUCAACCUUCCCACGCUUCUUUCGUCAGCCCGCCCACCAUGAUGGAGCACCCGGACACUUGUCCAAGUUUCGAGGAUGAGACUAGAGCAGGAGGAAAACCUCUGCUAGACGCGAAGUUGAAGCAUGUGGAGUUGAGUCGACUGGAACGGGAGAAGAAACGACAACAAGAGAGACGGGAAGCUAGGCACCGCGAGGGAGGACCACGGUAG